Exaiptasia diaphana is the source of this 787-nucleotide messenger RNA. Its product is annotated as peptidyl-prolyl cis-trans isomerase-like 1. Gene Ontology annotation, molecular function: peptidyl-prolyl cis-trans isomerase activity. The record is from RefSeq and is a predicted model, not a curated record. Gene Ontology annotation, biological process: protein peptidyl-prolyl isomerization; protein folding. Gene Ontology annotation, cellular component: catalytic step 2 spliceosome. The transcript has 8 exons. Bases 1 to 486 code for a protein of 161 amino acids. NCBI's taxonomy places the organism in Eukaryota, Metazoa, Cnidaria, Anthozoa, Actiniaria, Aiptasiidae.
AUGGCGGGCGAGAAACGAAGUCCAAGUGUUUUCGUUGAAACUUCAAUGGGUGGAUUUGAAGUUGAGCUGUACUGGAGACAUGCACCAAAAACUUGUAGGAACUUUGUCGAAUUGUCUGAUAGAGGRUAUUACGCUAAUUGCAAAUUCCAUCGUGUAAUAAGAAAUUUUAUGGUACAGACAGGAGAUCCCACUGGUACAGGAAGAGGUGGAGCAUCUGUUUACGGCCCAAUCUUUGAAGAUGAAAUCACACGGGAUUUAAAGCACACUGGUGCAGGGAUACUAUCAAUGGCUAAUAGUGGCCCUAAUACAAAUGGAAGUCAGUUCUUUGUCACUUUAGCACCAACACAGUGGUUAGAUGGAAAACAUACAAUUUUUGGUAGAAUCAAAAGAGGAAUGGAAGUUAUAAAGAGAAUUGGCUUGGUAGAGACAGACCCAAAAGAUAGACCCUUACAUGAUGUUUAUAUUCUUAACGCAAAGCCGUCAUAAUGAAAAGCCAUCGUCUUCACUAGUGUACUACAACGUCAUUUUAGUGAAUUGUGAGCAUUAAUGGGAAUGACUCGCACAUCUAAUGUAAUCUGGGCUUUUCAAAGAAGUUUGAGGUAGAGGAACACAACUGCAUGUACAUGUUACUCUCUGUUAAAAGGAGUAUACUGUAGCUAUACCAACCAACACUGCAGACUUGCUCAUGGCAUCCAAGCAUUUUUAUUUUGCAUGUAAAUGUAAUAGUUUUGAUUAUAAAAUUUUUCACAACUAGGCUCGACGUUUCGGUGCCAUCAGGCACCAUUUU